AUGACAAAAAUGUUUCUUUCUUCAAAGAAAAAGAAAUCAACAAUUGAAACUUCAGAUAAGAAGUAUGGAGAUGUAAAGUGUCUUAAUAAUAAUAAAAUAAAUAAUACUGGUGUUGAUAUUGAUCAACCGAUGAAAAAAAUAAAUCAUCAAAAUAGUUUUAAUAAUAUAGUUGAAAUUCAACAACAACAACAACAAUUACAACAACAACAACAACAACAACAACAACAACAACAACAACAACAAUAUCCAGGUUACUCAGUUGAUCAAUCAAUAGUUUUACAAAAUAAAAAUUUUAAUUCAAAAAGUCAGUUUGCUGGAGCAUCUGAAAUAUAUGGUAAUAAUAAUAUGGAUAAGUCACCACCUGUUGCCAAUAAACCAUUUGAACAAAAACAUCAUAGUUUAAAAAAAAUGUUUAAAAGAGUUUUAGAUUUCAAUAAAAAGAAAGAUGUUGACCCUAAAUUGGAUGAAUUUUUGAAAUUGGUCGAUUAUCAUAGAGAAUUUUUCAAGAGAAGUCCAGAAAUUGAUAGAUAUGUUAUGACAUUGGCAUUUAUAUAUAUUAAGAAAGCUUUUCCUAAUGAUACUUUAAUUUCAAAUGAAUUAUUUUUUUAUUCUUUAUAUUUAGCUUGGGAAACUGAAGAAGAUUCUACAUUGGGUUUAGAAAGUAUUAUUCAUUAUAUAAUUGGAAGUUAUCCGUCAUCAAAGAAUAAAGAUAAAAAUCAAAGAAAACAAGAAAUUAUUGAAUGGAGAAUGAGAUUAAGACAGUUCCAUACUGGAAAAGAUAUUUUAUGGAGAGCAUUAGAUUAUAAAACAGUUGUCGAUUUUCCACAUAUUCAAAAAACAAUUAAAGCUUUUCCAAAUCACGAUAUUUUAAAAAGAGAAAGAACUUCAACAACUUCAAUUAAAUUCUUUUAA
This is a messenger RNA of Dictyostelium discoideum AX4, 912 nucleotides long. RefSeq lists its product as hypothetical. Lineage: Eukaryota; Evosea; Eumycetozoa; Dictyosteliales; Dictyosteliaceae. The coding region runs from base 1 to 912 and encodes 303 amino acids. The record is from RefSeq and is a predicted model, not a curated record. The transcript is spliced from 2 exons.